UGCGUACUCUCGACUAUGACAACAAAAUGGCAGUCAGAGGGAGGCUUUGACGUGACAUUCGUAAACCAAUCUCGUGGUUAAAAGUUAUCAAUUUAUGAAUAUGCGAAUUGUAACUUUCAACCGCAAGAUUAUUUUUGCAGGACUGCUUGCCUGCCUCGUAAUCGCAAUUAUAUGGACAAUAUCUCGCCCAACAAGAUCUACCACUCAUGAUCGUUUCAAAAACGGAAAAACAAACUCUAUAAGGAGAUUUCCUACAGUGAAGAGCACAGAAGAAAUAGUUGCAACUGUACUUGUCAUCGCCUGCAACAGACCAGAAGUGGAGAGAAGCCUGGACAGUUUACUGAGGUUUCGAACAUCGGAAAGAAAGUUUCCCGUGGUUGUCAGCCAAGACUGCGGACACGAGGAGACAGCUCAAGUUAUAGCCUCUUACGGAGACAAAAUCAUGUAUGUAAGACAUCCCGACGUAUCUGAUAUCACUGUGCCAAAAGGUUCAGAUAAUUUAAAGGGAUACUACAAACUAUCAAGACACUAUAGAUGGGCUUUAUCGCGGGUUUUUGAUGUGCUUCAUCAAGAUACGGUUAUUGUUGUUGAAGAUGAUUUGGAGAUUGCUCCUGAUUUCUUUGAAUACUUUGAGGCUACUAAAGCACUGCUUGACAAAGACCCUACACUGUGGUGUGUAUCAGCAUGGAAUGACAAUGGUAAAACUGGCAGGGUGAAGGGUAAUGAUUUGCUCUACCGAACUGAUUUUUUUCCUGGACUAGGAUGGAUGUUGAAAAAAUCUCUCUGGGAGGAGCUGGCACCUAAGUGGCCUGCAGCUUUUUGGGAUGACUGGAUGCGGCAUCCAGAGCAGAGACAUGACCGUGCUUGCAUUCGUCCUGAGAUACCUCGAGUGGUGACAUUUGGAAGGAUAGGAGUUAGUCGGGGCCAAUUCUUUGAUGAGCAUCUUAAGUAUAUAAAAUUGAACAAUGAAUUUUACCCCUUUACAGAGAGAAAUUUGACAUACCUCAUGAAAGAUGUAUAUGAUCCCAGGUUCAUCAAUACAGUGUACAAAUCACCAUUAGUUUCAUUUGAUUAUUUUCACUCAGGUCAUGUGAUGCCUGCUCCAUCAGUAAGAGUUCAGUAUGAAUCUGAGGAAACCUUUAGGUCAUUAGCAAAUCAGCUAGGAAUUAUGAACGAUAUUAAGGCAGGUGUACCGAGAAUGGCAUACCGAGGUGUGGUCAGCUUUAUGUACAAAAAUCUGAGAGUUUAUCUAGCACCACCCAGAAAUUGGAAUGGAUAUGAAUACCAUGAUUGAUUCUAAUUAGAAGUACUCCAAGAUGUGACAGCUAUGUUUUGACAGUUAAAAAUGAACCUAAAUUAGAUUUUCUGGAUGUAGUUUGCUGUACAGAAAACUAUGUUCAGAGCAUAGGUGACUCUGCAGUUUAUUUUGAAGAAUUUCACUUGAAAUUUUUUCCAGCUCCAUGUUAGCCAUACAGUAUAUGACCUGCAUAUAGAUAGUUUUGUCCUCACACUUGGUAAGUUGCUGUACCGAGAGGGUACUCUGUGGUAUACUAUUUCCAGUGAGGGGAGGGAAGGAAGGAAAUCUAGAUAAGAACUAUAGUUAACUGUUUUAAAAGUAAAUAAUAUAUAUGAUCACCUUUUUUAAGAGAAACUACUUAAAGAUAAGUCAAAGUAAUUGAUUUAUUGUACAAUUUGAGAAAGGUUUAAUUACAGGUUUUUAAGAUUUUGCUUCAAUAACCAAAGCAAUAAUUUAUUUUAAAAAAAUGAUUGUAUGAAAUCAGUCUAGCUGGUGUAUUAAGGAGAAACUAUUAUUGACUAAUUGAAGCAAUUGACUUUUUAUACUGUUUGAAAGAAGUUUGACUACAGCUUUAAAGAUUUUUCUACAAUGUUAUGGCUAUAAAUUAUUAUAAAUAUUUGCUUUGUUUGGAAACCAGUUUUUAAGGUGAAACUUUGAAAACCAUGAACACAAAAAAUAUUAGUGUUUUAGAGAAGAGGCUUAUUAAGUUGAAGGAAAAAAUGGAAACAGCAAGGGUGCAUACUUUGUGGCUAGAGGGUUUCUGCCAUAUUUUAAACUUGCCUUGUAAGCAUGAUUGAUUAGUACAACAAUGACCUGUUGGAAUAAAAUCAAAAUGUUCACUGUUUUUCUAAGUUUCACAGUAAGAGAGAUUUUUUUUUGUAGAGCAAUGUGCUUUUCUAAUGAUAAGUUGUUACAAACUAGGGAAAUAUAAUUGCUAAACUGGAAUUUAUAAGAGAGAUUAUUACAUUUACAGAAAUAUAAUAUGCUAUUUUUGUAUUUUUGAAGUGGUGACAAUUUAAAUGGAGAUACUUAUUGCAAGUCUCAUAAAUAAAAUACAUUCCUAUUUGUCU
This is a messenger RNA of Pocillopora damicornis (cauliflower coral), 2367 nucleotides long. Its product is annotated as alpha-1,3-mannosyl-glycoprotein 2-beta-N-acetylglucosaminyltransferase. Lineage: Eukaryota; Metazoa; Cnidaria; Anthozoa; Scleractinia; Pocilloporidae. Gene Ontology annotation, biological process: protein N-linked glycosylation. Gene Ontology annotation, cellular component: Golgi apparatus. Gene Ontology annotation, molecular function: alpha-1,3-mannosylglycoprotein 2-beta-N-acetylglucosaminyltransferase activity. The record is from RefSeq and is a predicted model, not a curated record.